Molecule: messenger RNA, 3121 nt
Organism: Vicia villosa (hairy vetch)
Lineage: Eukaryota; Viridiplantae; Streptophyta; Magnoliopsida; Fabales; Fabaceae
Product: disease resistance protein RPV1-like
Exons: 5
Coding region: 186-2594 (802 amino acids)
Biological process (GO): defense response; signal transduction
Molecular function (GO): ADP binding; ATP hydrolysis activity
Source: RefSeq, a predicted model, not a curated record
UAUUUAUAAUCUCUGCCGCCAAUGUUGACAGGUGACACUAACCGGAAGUUUAUGAACUUCACACAAUUUCUUAUCUUCUUCCUUUCCAUCCUUUUUCAAUUGUUCUGAAAUUUGGGGUUUUAAACUUGUUGUUAGAAAGGUUUCACCUUCACCUUUCCUUUUCCGCCAUUUUCUGAUCCAACCAAAUGGAGAAUGAAAAGCCUCCCUCAUCCUCCUCAUCAAAGUUAGGAUUUUCACCAAACGACCAAGUGUUUGGGCGGCGUAAUAGGCCAGAACCAGAACCAGAAAUAAAGAUACAUGACGUGUUCUUGAGUUUCAGAGGAGAAGAUACUCGCGCUUCCUUCACUUCACAUCUCUGUACUGCUCUUCAAAAUGCCGGAAUUAAGGUUUUUAUUGACGAUAAUGACCUUCAAAAAGGAGAUCAUAUUUCACCAUCAUUACACCUAGCAAUCGAGCAGUCUCAGAUUUCUAUAGUUGUUUUCUCAAUAAAUUAUCCGGAUUCACGAUGGUGUCUCGAUGAAUUGGGAAAAAUAAUUGAGUGUUGCAGAACCACAAAGCAUGUAGUUGUGCCAGUGUUUUACCAUGUAGAUCCCUCUGAAGUGCGUUAUCAGAGGGGCGAUUUUGGAGUAUCUUUUCAACGUCUUUUGAACAAAAUGGAAAAGGAGGUAGAUUUGGAUUUACUGUGUGAAAAGAGAUGGAGAGUGAUGCUUCGUCUGGCAGCUAACACCGCAGGGUUCGUAAUACUAAACUCCAGGAAUGAAAGUGAGGAUAUCAAAACAAUCGUUGACAAAGUUUCACAUUUGCUAAAUAAGUCAGACUUGUUUAUUGCACAUAAUCCCGUGGGAAUUGAAUCUCGAGUGCAAGAUGUCAUUCAACUUCUACCCAUUCAAUCAAAUGAUGUUUUACUACUAGGGAUGUGGGGCAUGGGGGGAAUUGGCAAAACAACCAUCGCAAAAGCCAUUUACAAUAAAAUUGGCUGCAAUUUUGAAGGUAGGAGCUUCAUUGCUAAUAUUAGGGAAAAUGGGGAGAAAAUUAAUGGACUAGUGAGUUUACAAGAGCAACUUCUAUUUGAUAUCUGCAAAGAAACGGCAAUCAAGAUACCAAACAUUCAGUCAGGAAUAACAAUGUUACGGUCUAGACUCAGCUUAAAAAAAGUACUCAUUGUACUUGAUGAUAUAAAUACGUUAGAACAACUGCAUGCUUUUUGUGGAAGUUUUAGAUAUCCAGAAUGGUUUGGUCCAAGGAGUAUAAUAAUUAUCACAACCAGAGAUAAGCGUUUACUUAAGGGGAGAGUUGACAAAAUAUACAAUAUGUCAAUAAUGACUGAAAGUGAAUCACUAGAGCUUUUUAGUUGGAAUGCAUUCAAGCAAGCGAGUCCAAUGGGAGAUUUUGAUAGAAUUUCCAGAAAUGUAGUUAAAUAUUCUGAGGGAUUGCCGCUAGCCCUUGAAGUCCUUGGGUCGUAUUUGUAUCAUAAGACGGAAUCGGAAUGGGAACUUGUAUUGGAGAAACUUCAAAAAAUUCCUAAUAACCAUGUGCAGAAUAAGUUAAGAAUAAGUUAUGAUGGUUUAAAUGAUGAUGAUGAGCAAGAAAUAUUCCUUGACAUAGCUUGUUUCUUUAUUGGGAUGGAUCGAAAUGAUGUUAUACUUAUAUUGAAAGACCGUGGACUUUCUGCUGAAAUUGGAAUACGUGUCCUUGUUGAGCGAAGUCUUGUGACUGUUGAUAAUAAGAACAUUCUUGGAAUGCAUGGUUUGAUGCGAGAUAUGGGAAGAGAAAUCAUUCGCGAGGAAUCACCAAGGAGGCCCGAGGAACGUAGCAGGUUGUGGUUUUAUCAGGAUGUGAUUGAGGUAUUAUCAGAACAAAAUGGAAAAGAAGGUGUUUUGGGUUUGGCUUUAGAGCUGCCUAUAGCUAAUGCAAAAUAUUUUAGCACUAAAGCAUUUGAGAAGAUGGAGAGACUCAGAUUCCUUAAACUUGAUGGGGUAUUACUUGUUGGAGAUUUUGAAUAUGUUUCUAGAGACCUGAGAUGGCUGUCAUGGAAUGGAUUAAAACAAAUUCCUAGAAACUUUUUUAGAGAAAAUUUAGUUUCUAUCGAAUUGGAGUACAGUCAAGUCAAACAUCUAUGGAAGAAAACUCUGAGGAUGGAGAAGCUGAAAAUUCUCAAUCUUAGUCAUUCUCACUUUCUCACACGAAGCCCCGACUUUUCAAACAUGCCUAAUCUUGAAAAGCUAGUACUUAAAGAUUGUCCAUUGUUGUCUAAGAUUUCUCCAAGCAUUGGACAUCUCAAUAAAAUUCUUCUAAUAAAUUUGGAAGAUUGUAGUGGCCUACGUAGCCUCCCAAGAAGCAUCUAUAAGUUGAAAUCUUUGAAAACUCUCAUUCUUUCAGGUUGUGUACAUAUUGACGAGUUGGAAGAAGAACAAAUAGAAUCUUCAACCACUCUCCAUGAAAAUAUAACUCCAAUAACAAGAAUAUCCUUUUCAGUAAUAAGGUCAAAAAGCAUUGGAUAUAUUUCUCUGUGCGGCUGUGAGGGUUUUUCACGUUAUGUGUUUCUAUUUAUCAUUUGGCUUUGGAUGCUGAGAUAUGCAUUGAUUUGUAUAUAAUUAUGUAUUCAUUAGGAUUAAUUGUGCAUUGUUUACCCUCCUAAUCAAGGGAUACUUGUUGUACAAUAUUCGAUAUAAGUAAGAUCAAGUUGAGAGUUAAUCUCUCAAGUUAUUCAAUAACAAAACUUUAUUUUCAAGAGAAGUCAUUGUCGCCUACAAAUAACCUUCCAUUCCGAUUUCAAACAUCUUCUCUCAUGUCAUCUCUUGUUGCUUUGGAUGUACCAGUUAGUAGUUCCCUUGAAAUUUCAUCACUUUCUAACCACCUUCGAAGAGUAGAAAGAGCAUUUAUACAUGAAAUACUUGCAUAGAUUGGAGAGUACAUUUAAAAAAAAACAUUGAAACGACAUAUGUGUUAACAACUAGUCAUGAUCAUGACUCAAAAAUGCAAGAGAGAGGGUGAGUGAGAAACAAGAGAGAGAGUGAGAACCAAGAGAUACGUUUUUCACAGAGUUUCAACUUACAGCCAAGCAAUGGAAGGGGGAUGGAUUGCAGUGAAGGAGAAAAACAAUAGGAUAACAGGAGGAGCC